Drosophila subpulchrella is the source of this 3231-nucleotide messenger RNA. RefSeq lists its product as uncharacterized. Lineage: Eukaryota; Metazoa; Arthropoda; Insecta; Diptera; Drosophilidae. The transcript is spliced from 3 exons. The coding region runs from base 153 to 2786 and encodes 877 amino acids. The record is from RefSeq and is a predicted model, not a curated record.
GUGUUGCAACCCUGGUUGACUGAAAAAAAUUGGGGAAAGGAAAGCAUUUUUUAGGCCGCAUUAAUUAAGUUGAAAAAAGCGUCGAGAAGCGUGUUAAGUUGAUAAAUAACAAGGCCCAGCGACAAGGUAACUCCGUAUCAGCACAAGUCGGGAUGGACUACCGCCAACUGAAGAACGACGCUUACGGCAUUGGCCAGCGGCGUGGAGUGGGGAACUCCGGCGGAGGAGGCGGUGGUGGUGGAGGCGGAGGUGGGAUGUAUUCCUCAAACUUCGGCGGUGGCGGCAACUAUGGCGGAGGAGGUGGGAACCCCGGUGGCGGUGGCUAUGGCGGCAACCGGAACACGGCUUCGGAUGGCGGAAACUUCAACCGCGGUGGCUACAACAACAGCAGUGGCGGCAACAACAACUACCCGCGCCCCGCAGACGAACGGUCCGGUUUUAAUCCAAACAAUCAGCGCUUCGGCGGCAACUCCGGCGAUGAUAUUCAGGACAACUUCCGGGGUGGUCCGUCGUCCAACUUUGGUCAAAUGAACAGAGGCCCUUCCAAUGUAGGCCACCUAGCGCGUUUGUUGGAUCUGGAGGCACCGCAGAACCGCAUCCCCGGAAUCUCCGCUAAUUUCAACUCGGACCGCAAUCCGGAGAUCAAUUACCGUGGUCCGCAGUCGCAGGGAAGCGGAGAUGGAUACUUCAACGGCGAGCCAAGAAAUCAGGGUUCUUUCAGUAACUUUGGUCCCAACGACGGGCCUUCUUUUGGCGGCAAUAAUGGACCCUCUUUUGAUGGAAACAAUGGUCCUGCUUUUGGAGGCAGUGGAGGUCCUUCCUAUGUAGGAAACAAUGGACCUUCCUUCGGAGGAAUUAAUCAACGCAACUCUGGGAACUUCAACAAUGACAAUUUUCAAGGAAGAGGUCCCAACUUCAAUGACCAGGGAUCUGGUUUCAAUGAUUCCUACGCACGCAGUGGAAACCAGGGCAAUUUUCCGUCCAAUUCUGGAAACUUUGGUAACAACGAUGACAUAGGAAACAUAUAUAAUCGCAGGCCAGGAGUCGGAGGACCUGGAGGCCAAGGCUUCAACCCAAAUACUGGUGGCAAUAUCACCAACAACAACCCCGGAGGCGGCUUCAACCCAAAUUCUGGUGGCAACUUCCCCAGCAACAACUCCGGAGGUGGCUUCAGCAACAACAUCAGUCGCACCUUUAACGACUCUCGCAACAACUGGAACAACUCGCAGUCGCAAUCCUCUUCGUUCCAGAGCUCUGGCUAUCAGUCGAACAGCGGAGGUGGAGGAGGAGGAGGAGGAGCCAAUAGCUCUGGUUGGGAAGCCAGCCAGCGUGCCUUCAACUCAAAGCGCAAUCAAUUGCAGAAAGUGAACUUGAAUAAUGGCGGGUCUAUUCGAAAAUCCGGACCCCAGCCCGCUGUCAAAGCGGUGCAGAACUUGCGCAACAAUCCCAGGGCGGCUGCUGCAAUCGUCAACGCAGCAGGCAGGACCAACGUGCCCAACAACAGGAACAACCAGGCAAACAGGCCUGGCAAUCCGCGUCCUGGCAAUGCCGUUGGAGUGCAGAAAAAACCACCCAAUGCGGCACCCAGUCAGUAUAAGGUCAACAAUUUAGCUCCCAAGCCGAAUACGGCAGUAGUAGCCAACAAGAAGCCACCAGUGGCUGGACAGGCGGCAAGGAGUGGAGCCGGUGCUGUAAGGAGCGGACCACAGGUAGCCAAGACAGGGCCGCAGGCAGUGAAAACUGGCCCACAGGCUCAGAAAUCGGGGCCUGUGCCAGUUAAGAGUGGCCAGCAGAUAGUGAAAGGUGUCCCACAGGCAGGCAAACCAGCCGGAGUGGCCAAUAGGCCUCCAAAUGCUCCAGGAUUUCCUGUCCAAGCCGGCCAGAAGCGCGUUGCUCCCGCUCCACCGCUGGAAACUGAGGCUGCCUCCAAGUCGGUGAAAAAGUGGCGACGCGUGGCCCGCAAGCGCGGAUUCCUGAUGGGCGGAUUUAAAAUCCCGUAUCUCAACGACCAGCCGAAGAAGCUUCCCCAACCGGAGGCAGAGUCUUAUGCCUUGUCCUUCUUCGAACAAAUCUUCAAUUACAGUACAAACCAGGACGCCACAGAGGAGGACUUCUUGGAGGCGGCAGUGGUGCUCAAUGAGGAUUCGGAGGACGAGUCGGUGGCCGAUGAUGCCAAGUCGGCUCGCAAGAUCGCAAAGCGCAAUAGGAAGCGAAUAAGGUCCGAGUGGGCCCCGCUGCACGAGUCGAAGAAGUACAAGGACUGGGGCAACUGGUGGAAGGACUACAAGAACGUAGGCGAGGAGAUCGAGCAGCAGCUUUUGGAGUGCGGCAACCUCAAUCUGGAGCAUUGCUUCCUGCCCAAUCUGCCCAAGCUUACUACAGAGCAGGUGGUUUACGCUAUCAUUAAGUCGGCUCACUUCGGACUAGAGAAGAACGCGGAUGUGCCGUACGACACUCUGAAGACUAUAUUCACGAUGAUGAACCGCACCUUCUUGGAUAACCUUACGGAGCUGAACAUGGUGGAGAUUCAGGACAUCAUUCGUGGCGUACCCAACGAUCUCUGGGUAUUUAAGAUGCGCAGCAUGGUUUACCUGUGGGCCAAGUAUAAGGCCAUCACCAAUUCCAAGUCCACCGCCGAGGAGGACGUCAAGGAUCAGCAGGCCAUCGCCCGCGAGUGGAAGAGUCCUUGCUUCCACUGGCUGGCCAAGCAGGCCUUCGACGAACUAGUGGCAAUCAGUGAAACCGAAUGGAAAGAACACCGCAGUAUCUUUCCGACUGUGGAUUAGGCACACGACCUUUCUCUUCUUAACAUCCAAACCUACUCAAAUCCUAUACCCUAACGGAAAGUAGGAUCUUCUUCAGGAUUAUUUUAUGGACUAUAUAUACGAGAACCUAGUUGUACUAAAAACAUUUAUUGCACACAUUAUAAAGUAUCAUCCUGACUAUGUAAAGUAUUCUGUAAUUAGACCAGAAUGCUUAAGCAAAUAAAGAACUAACCCGGAUGCGUGCAUCUUGCGCUCUAGGGGAAACAAAAUAAUAUUGAUCAGACAUUUUCUUCCUACUAGGAAGUCAAUAGUAACUACGUCAAGUAUCUCCAAAACAACACUGUGUACUAAUUUUUGGUAAGAUUUAACCUCGAGUUCUUAAAAUUGUAUAUGACACUAGAAAAAUUUGAAUUAUAUAGAAGUAGCUUGUAAUUGGAAUUAAUAAAGAAUAAAUACCCGGCCCAAA